AUGACAAAGACCAAAGGUGUUAGAAAGACCAAUACCGUAGGUAGUAGACCAGGUUUGGCUAAACCCAAUAUCCAAGAAACUUUAGUCAAAAAUAGUGUUAGUGACAAACCUGUAAAAAAAGAUCAUGAAGAGAAAGAAGUUAAAGGCGAUGAAAUUAAGAAUCUUAAAGAAACCGUUCAAAAAAACGGAAAAGAAAAAGACACUUCCAAAGUUUUAGGAAACGAUAAACAAAAAAAGACUAUCUUAGCUGUUAAACUUGAGCAAGAAGAUCAAACCACUUCAAAACCAAAACCGUUAACCAUUACUACCAAUGCUAAUACAAUCACUUCAACGCCAGUAUUAACGUUUACAAAACGUAAAAACGGUUUAUCUGAUGAUACCUUAAAGAUUAAACGUAAACUUUCUUUCGAACAGCAGCAAAAGGUUUCUAAUAAUAUUCCCCUGACUCCCGACGAGUUAUCACCUACUUCUCCGACAGCUGACGCAAAUUUAAGACGUGGUACAAAGCGUAUUCGUAGUUCUACAUCAAACUUUGCGGAUCCACCCAUAGAAUCUUCACCUGUCAUUUUGUUAUUUGAAUUUGUAAAUCGUCUUCCAUCCGAUCCGAGACGUUUGUCUCGUGAAGAACUACUAAGAGCUGGAACUUGGAUGUUUGAUACAUUGCUAACGAAGUCUUUUUCAAGACCUUUCGUUAAUCCUGUAUCUGAAGAUGCUUUAUUAUAUCGUAGUGUUAUUUCACGCUUAAUGGAUUUAACUACAGCCGAGAAAAGAUUAUGGGCUGGAAAAUAUAAGGAUCUUAAAAAUUUGUACACCGACGUUGCACAAAUCCUGUCGAAUGCUUUUACUUUUCAUAAUGAAGGUGAAAUUUAUGAAGAGGCAAGACAAAUGUGCGAUUACUUUGUAAAACAAUUAUAUCCUCAAUUAACUAAGUUGGUCUUUGGUGAUGAUUCAUUACGCAUGAAUGAGCUGAUGCCUUUACCUCACGAAGAAAUUUUUACUAUACCCACUUUUUCAUUUGAGAAUCUCAAAAGUUCAAAGUCAAUAUAUGUUGUUCCAACAAUGAAUUACAAAAGGAUGCAAACUAAUCCACAAGCAAUAAAAAAAUCAAUUCCAUCUGAAGUACUUGAUCGACUUCUUAAUUUCAAUCAUGGGGUGCUGGAAUACUUUAAAGAUGGGACUAAACCAUCAACUCCUAAGCUCAAUAUAUCAUCUACUACAAGAGAUUAUCUUCGCAUUUACAUUACUAAAGGUGUGACCAUGAUGACCGAAUGUAUAGAUAAUCCUAAUUCUAUUGUAGUAAUAAUGGGAAAUAUGAAAUUCAUCCGUAAAGAGAAACGUUUUCGCUUUGAUGCUCUAUUUGCAAGACCAUUCGGAAAAACUCAUGAUUUGGAUACUUUUGAAUUUCCCGAUUUGAAUGAUGCCAAAGGAUGGGUUCGAUGUGCGAUUUUAGCUCGACGUGAUAAUAUUGAAUUAUCAAUGGCGACUCAUUGGUUUGCUAAUAAGCUAUUACCGUUUAGUACGACCAAAUUUGAUGAAAGUACUCUUACACCUGAAUUUCACGAGGCUUACAUCGAAUCUCUUUGGCGUGAUAAGCCAAAUAUAAAAGUUGAUCCAUCUAUGAAAUUUUAUUCAAAAGAUCAUGAAGAUUCAUUUAUAAAAUCAAAAGAUCAUGAAGAUUCAUUUAUAAAAUCAAAAGAUCAUGAAGAUUCAUUUGUAAAAUCAAAAGAUCUUGAAGAUUCAUUUGUAAAAUCAAAAGAUCUUGAAGAUUCAUUUGUAAAAUCAAAAGAUCUUGAAGAUUCAUUUGUAAAAUUAAAAGAUCAUAAAGAUUUAUCCAUAAAAUCAAAAGACCAUAAAGAUUUAUCCAUAAAAUCAAAAGAUCAUGAAGAACCACUUUUAAAAUCAAAACAUCAUGGAGAAUCACUUACAAAAUUAAAGCAUCAUGGAGAAUCACUUACAAAAUUAAAGCAUCAUGAAGAAUCAUUUGCAAAAUUAAAGCAUCAUGAAGAAUCAUUUGCAAAAUUAAAACAUCGUGAAGAAUCAUCUGCAAAAUUAAAACAUCGUGAAGAAUCAUCUGCAAAAUUAAAACAUUAUGGAGGAUCACAUGUAAAAUCAAAGGGACAUGAAAGAAUGCAUGUAAAAGCAUCAAAAUAUCAAGAAGCAUCGGAAAUUGAUGUAUUUUCAACUGGACAACCAUCUCCUCCGGAGCAAAUUGCAUCAUCUAAUCAUAAAUCAGUAUCUGAAAAAGUAAUAACGGUAGAACAAGUAAUAUCACUUGAAAAAAUUUCAUCCGUCAAACCAAAAAUCAUACAUGAUGAUCUUAAUAAUGAACCGAAUAUUCAGAUUAAACAAGAGCCAAACGAUGACGUAGUGGUUAAUGACGAAAAAGAAAAAAUGGCAUUACCGAAAAAAACCAAACGACCCAGAAGAUCAAACCGAGAAACAUACGCAUAUUUAAACAUGUUGCCUAAACGACGUACAAGACAACAAUCACAAUCUGAGUGGAAUUUGCCACAUGAUUUAUUACCUCAAGUCACUCGACAAUCAUCGCAACCUAAACGUCGAAAAUCAGGAAAACCAAUAGAACGUGAAAACCCCGUAAUAACAAAAUCAACCGAACCUGAAGUGACUAAACCUCAAAAUCAAGUAACAUCAAUUGUAUCGCAUAAAAGGGGACCAUAUAAACCAAGAAAAAUCGGUAUAAAGAAUGCAACAAUUAGGCGAUCUGCACGCCAAGCUAAUAGAAAAGAAAGAACGGUAACCUCAAAUGAUAGUGAAAAGGGAAGCAUUAAACGAGAAAAAGUUUAUAUUAAACAAGAAUUUGAAGACGGACAGAAUUUAAUGGUGAUUGAAGAAAGAGCAGUUAAUGAAUGUCCAAUGGAAAUAGUUCAACUAGUCGACCAAGAAUCAGAUGGACAAGAAAUACCUUUAUUCUUGGCGGAAGAAGUUGAAUCAUUUAAUGAAAAUAAUGAUUUAGAGAAUGAAAAUAAUGAUUUAGAGACACCAAAUCAACAAUCGGCACCAGAACCUAAGGGUAUAUGGUAUAAUAUUAAAAAUGCGAUUUCCGGAUGGUAUUUGCUUCAUCACCGAGAUCAUUCUUGUGGCGUAUCAUUUCGACGCAGAAAUUUUGGAGUUUUUGGAGUUUUUUGGGGGCAGAUGGGUAACAAGCAAAAUGUUUGA
Messenger RNA from Cetraspora pellucida, 3177 nucleotides. Lineage: Eukaryota; Fungi; Glomeromycota; Glomeromycetes; Diversisporales; Gigasporaceae. The record is from the annotation of a GenBank genome assembly.